AGCAUAUCACACAGUGAGAACCCCUUUAGCUUUUCGCAACCACAUGUCAAAUCGUUUGCAUGCAGACCGGCAUUGUUUUCUCAGUCUCCAGGCAACAAAUAUAAACAAUUUUUAAUAAUUUUCUAGAAUAAAAUAAUAAUAGCAAGAAGGAAAAUUGACUUAUUACCCAUUACUCUUUGACACCGGACGAAUUAACAAUGGCAGAUGGCGAUAAGAUUGAAGUACGUGACAUCACAAGAAUCGAACGUAUUGGUGCCCAUUCGCAUAUUCGAGGCUUGGGCUUAGAUGAUGUCUUGGAGGCACGAGCUGUUUCCCAGGGCAUGGUUGGGCAAAAAGAUGCCCGUCGUGCUGCUGGUGUGGUUGUGCAAAUGGUGAGAGAAGGAAAAAUUGCUGGUCGCUGUAUUUUGUUGGCUGGAGAACCUAGCACUGGUAAGACAGCCAUUGCCGUGGGUAUGGCCCAGGCAUUGGGAACAGAAACUCCAUUUACCAGUAUGUCGGGUUCGGAAAUAUACUCUUUGGAAAUGAGUAAGACAGAGGCUUUGUCUCAGGCUUUGCGUAAAAGUAUUGGUGUACGUAUUAAGGAAGAGACCGAGAUAAUCGAGGGUGAAGUUGUGGAGAUACAAAUAGAUCGUCCAGCCACUGGAACAGGACAGAAAAUUGGAAAGGUUACAUUGAAAACAACUGAAAUGGAAACCAAUUACGAUUUGGGCAACAAAAUCAUUGAGUGCUUUAUCAAAGAAAAGAUUCAAGCCGGAGAUGUUAUUACCAUUGAUAAGGCUUCGGGUAAGGUCUCCAAAUUGGGAAGAAGUUUUACCCGGGCCCGUGAUUACGAUGCCACCGGUGCCCAGACCCGUUUUGUCCAGUGUCCAGAGGGUGAAUUACAAAAACGCAAGGAAGUUGUACACACUGUCACUUUGCAUGAAAUCGAUGUCAUUAACAGUCGCACCCAUGGUUUCUUGGCCCUAUUUUCGGGUGACACGGGCGAGAUUAAACAAGAAGUGAGAGAUCAAAUCAACAACAAGGUAUUGGAGUGGCGUGAAGAGGGCAAGGCAGAAAUUAAUCCCGGUGUGCUGUUCAUUGAUGAGGUACAUAUGUUGGACAUUGAAUGCUUUUCAUUCCUCAAUCGUGCUCUCGAGUCGGAUAUGGCUCCCGUUGUGGUUAUGGCCACUAAUCGUGGUAUAACCCGUAUAAGGGGCACAAAUUAUCGCAGUCCCCAUGGCAUACCAAUUGACUUACUGGAUCGUAUGAUAAUUAUACGUACCGUAGCCUAUUCGGAAAAGGAAAUGAAGGAAAUAUUGAAAAUUCGCUGUGAAGAGGAAGAUUGCCUAAUGCAUCCCGAUGCAUUGACCAUUCUGACAAAAAUUGCCACCGACACAAGUUUACGUUAUGCCAUACAGCUGAUCACAACGGCAAAUUUGGUGUGCCGGCGUCGCAAAGCCACCGAAGUGACAACGGAAGAUGUGAAAAAAGUCUAUUCCUUGUUCUUGGAUGAGAAUCGCUCGAGUCAAAUAUUAAAGGAAUAUCAAGAUGAAUAUAUGUUCAAUGAAAUCGAGGAAGAGAUUGUGGGUGAAAUACAGCCGAAGAGGGAAGAUGAAAGUGGCGCCGGUGGUGAUGGUCAACCGAUGGAACAUUAAAAUGAUGUGACUGGUUUCACUUGUGUUUUUUUACUUUUACAGCUCCAGGCUUUAGCAUUGUAAAUUCUUUUUAUUAUUCUCAUCAAUAUUUGAUUGGAUUAAUACCUUUUUGUAUUACAUUUUAAGGCUUUUUUGUUUUUAAUACGAUAUUAUUAAAUACAUUAUUCCUCUAUGUCACAGGA
Messenger RNA from Musca domestica (house fly), 1816 nucleotides. RefSeq names its product ruvB-like helicase 2 (gene rept). Lineage: Eukaryota; Metazoa; Arthropoda; Insecta; Diptera; Muscidae. The transcript has 2 exons. Gene Ontology annotation, molecular function: ATP hydrolysis activity; ATP binding; DNA helicase activity. The record is from RefSeq and is a predicted model, not a curated record. Gene Ontology annotation, biological process: box C/D snoRNP assembly; regulation of transcription by RNA polymerase II; chromatin remodeling. The coding region runs from base 198 to 1634 and encodes 478 amino acids. Gene Ontology annotation, cellular component: NuA4 histone acetyltransferase complex; R2TP complex; Swr1 complex.